Molecule: messenger RNA, 2304 nt
Organism: Panicum virgatum (switchgrass)
Lineage: Eukaryota; Viridiplantae; Streptophyta; Magnoliopsida; Poales; Poaceae
Exons: 12
Coding region: 1-1446 (481 amino acids)
Biological process (GO): protein phosphorylation
Molecular function (GO): protein kinase activity; ATP binding
Source: RefSeq, a predicted model, not a curated record
AUGCAUGGCAGGUCUGAAUUGGCGCAAGUUCCUGAUCAAGUCACUGAAGUAAGUACACAGGUUGAAAAUGUGUCAUACGACACUAAUGACGUUGUUCACGAAAUCUCCAGCAGCAUUGAAACAGUGACUAUUACAGAACCAGAAGCAGGGCUCAGCCUAAUUGCAUCCAUCGGCGAGAUCAACAUCUUGUCAAAUCGGAGUGGUGCUCUUGACAUUGCCCGUGGCAGCACGAAUACAGCUGAAGUACAUGAAAUUGAAGUCGACAAGGAUGAAAAUGCCACCAAGGGUAAAGUGAGCACUGAAGAAUAUGAAUAUGACCUUGAGAAAAUUCUGGAUGAACAAGAAACCCAUGACCUCUACUGUCCCAACUGCAAGUCGUGCAUAACUCGAAGGGUGAUCCUUAAAAACAGAAAGGGAUACGGCGAACAACAAAAAAGACAGCAUGCAGAUGAAAGCCUUGAUCAAGAGUCGCCUGAAGUAUUUGGAUGUUUAUCUUGCUUCACUUUCUUCAUUCCGACAGGUUGUGGUUUUAAUAUAUUUCGUAUAUUUGAAAGGAGAGAUGCAAACCAACAAGUCGAGGUUCAACAUCCUGCUGCUUCACAAGAGACGUCUGAACAUUGUGGAAGUUGGCUUCUCUCUUGUUUCCAGACUGUUGAUAGUCCAAAGAAAUCAACUGUUGCAGAUUCACAGAAGGAACCACUGUUAAGUGGCCCACAGAGUACCGACAAUACAAUUUCAGUUGAAGACAGCGCAUCAUCUUCUCAAAGUUUGUCACCUUUAGUAGCUGGAUCAUCUUCUACAGUCCAAACCACCACUGGAAAGAAUGAAGAAGAAAUUAAACAACCGUUCAGUGAAUACCAUGGAACCGCAUCUUCAUCCGUAACAGUUCACACAUCAUCAUCUUCGCAGAGUGAGACAGGAUUGUUCACACAGACAGGACAAGUGGUAACUGAGCAGCGAGGCGGAGCACACCAAGAACAGAUUCCUCCCUCAAAACCUGCUGAUGAUAUGAUUAAUGGCAUUCACCUGGGUCACAAACAAGAUAUUCAAGGAAACACAACAGGAGCCUCUGGGAACAACUCAUUUUUCAAUCAACCAUUUUUCAAUCCUGAACUUGAAGUCCAAGCAAAAGUUUUGCCAGGAGUCGACAACCUGACAGGCUUUAAAAAGUUCAGCUUGUCAGAGCUGGAGGAGGCUACACAUAAGUUUUUGAAGGACAACAUCAUUGGACAAGGUGCCUUCGCUACGGUCUAUAAGGGUGCUUUACUUGACGGACUUGUGGUUGCCAUCAAGAAAAUUCAAUAUCCAUAUCAACUUUCCAUGAAGGACAUAUGUGAUAAACUCGCUCAUGUUUCAAAGCUUGAGCACAAGAAUAUAGUUCAACUUAUUGGAUAUGGACAUGGAGUCCUAGAGACGAUAGAGAGGUUCCAAGACAAAAAAAGGUAGUGGUUCAAAAGAUGAUCUGUUUUUGGUGGAAGAGUACAUGCCAAAUGGAAGCUUGGACAACAUUAUCCAAGGUUCUCAACUAGAUUGGUCCUCUCGCCUCUUGCUAAUUCAGGGGAUAGCACACGGCCUACAAUACCUGCACGAGCAACAAUUUGUUCAUUUGGAUUUAAAACCAAGCAAUGUCCUCAUAGACUCUGACAUGAUUCCAAAGAUAACUGACUUUGGUACAGCUAGAAUGCUGGACCAAGGUAAUGAUGUGACAGUUCGUGACGCAGACUACCUAUUAGCAGGCACAAUGGGAUAUAUGCCUCCAGAAUAUAUCAUGGAAGGCAUUGUGUCCAAAAUGUAUGAUGUGUACAGUUUUGGUGUCAUCCUCCUUGAGACCAUUAGCGGUAUGUGCGGAUCUAAGCCUGCUCGGCGCCAAUCUUCAAUUGCAUGGGCUUGGGUAGCACGAGAAGCUGGACGGAUGGAGGACUUACUUGAUCCGUCCCUGUGCUUGGAGUCACAGCUACGUGAGGCAAGAAGAUGCUUGGAAAUAGGGCUACUGUGCACUCAAUCUGAUCGGGCAGACCGGCCCACUAUGCUGGAUGUUGUCGAAAUGCUGGAGACUGAGAAAGAGUUACCGACCCCAAAGCAACCAAAAUACACCGAAGGAAGAAGUGCCUGACCAUGAUCACACAGAUUUUCACCUGCUCCAUCUUCUUCGCUACGUUCUGUUCCUACACAAAAUAAAUAUUUAAACAUACAAGAAACCAAAACUCUAUGGCACAUGAAUGGCCAGAUGAGGACAUGUGCACUUCUGUGCAAGCUUGAUUGUUUUAUAUCUAUACUAGAAUAAAUUUCAUCAUGUUUCGUCAG